Messenger RNA from Coffea arabica (coffee), 843 nucleotides. NCBI's taxonomy places the organism in Eukaryota, Viridiplantae, Streptophyta, Magnoliopsida, Gentianales, Rubiaceae. The record is from RefSeq and is a predicted model, not a curated record.
AUGCCAGUGUUAUAUGAUAAUUGGGAAAGGCUAGUCAGAGCCACUCUUAGCAGAGAGCAGCUGCGGCUGAGUGGUCUUAGGACCCCAAGUGAUGUUUCUUCGGCAUCAUUAUCAGCAUCUUCCUCCUUUAACUUCACUUCUGCUUCUACCCGAGUUUCGUCUUUUAAGAUAUCCUCCAGCUUACCAUUAAUUGGGAAAUCUUUUACUUAUGAUCAAAUCCUCCUGGCCACUGAUUACUUCAGUAAAUCCAAUUUCAUCAAGCAUGGCCGCUCUGGUGAUCUCUUCUACGGUGUUUUAGAAGGUGGACCUCAGAUUGUUGUUAAAAAGGUUGAUCUGUCAGUGUCAUCAUACUUGGUAACUGAAUUGGAAUUUUUUGGCAUGGUUUCUCAUGCUAGAUUUGUCCCUUUGCUGGGGCAUUGCUUUGAGAAUGGGAAUAACAAGUUUCUGGUUUAUAAGUACAUGCCUAACAAAGACUUGUCCAGUUAUUUGUGUCAUAGGGGAGUUGCCUCGGAUGAUAGCAAUGCUAAUUGGCAACAACCAGCAUCGUUAGAUUGGGUUACGAGGUUGAAGAUUGCAAAUGGAGCUGCACAGGGUUUGUGUUAUUUGCAUAACGAAUGUGUUCCACCCCUUGUUCAUAGAAAUGUUGAAGCUCGCAGCAUACUAAUUGAUGAAAACUUUGAAGCACGGAUAGGAAGGCUUGCUGAUGUCUGUACCGAGAAAAAAGAGAGACAUCAGAACAGGAUUUCAAGGUUAUUAUGGUUGUCAAAAUUCAGGGCUUCUGAAGGAGGCACUGCAGAAGGGAAGCAGAAUAGAAAACUGGUGGACCUUAAAUUUAAAUGGUGA